GUGUAAGUAGUAGUACAGAGUUAGUAUUAGACCCAAGAAGAACUAAGGAUCACGGAUAGUAGUGUUCGGUCUGUGUGAAGACAUCGACUUCUGUGUGUCCUUGCAGCGCUACAUACAGUGUUGUAGGCGUAGAGAAGUGUUUAGUUCACUUACGCACAGGCGCGACAGAUAAAAAGUUCUACUUUUAAGUGCAAUGGGGGAUCGAGCAUUGAACUUGUUUAUCAGGCAAUACGAGCGUGAUCUAGCUAACUUGCGAGUCAACUCUAAGCCUAUUAUAGACCAGUUAACCCUUGCGGCCGACGACAACCGGCAGUAUGCACAGGCGUUGGUGGAGGCGAUAAAAGACGCAAUAUUCAAAGCGUCACCCAAGUUUAAACUUCCUUUAAUGUACCUGAUCGACUCGAUCUUGAAGAAUGUGCAGGGUCCCUACAUCCAUCUGUUCUCCCGUGAUAUUGUAUACAUAUUCACCGACAGCUACUUCCAGCUGGAAGAGAGGGAACAGCGCAACUUUGAACGCGUGCGUGCAACAUGGGGUGAUGUGUUUGGCAGAGACAUACUGGACGACCUUGCCCGUGCUCUGGACAGGCGGAACGGCAUCGAAAGAAGGAAUAGUCACAACGUGCAUAUCAAUCCCAAAUUCGAGCACCGCAAAAGUAUUGCCAGCCGAGACGCCUACGAUCAAAGCGAACGCAGUUCUCGAGGCCCGGUAAAUGACCCCCGAAAUGACCCCCGAGGCCUGGUAAAUGACCCUCGAAAUGACCCCCGCGACAGCAGCGCUCGAUCUUCCACAACAUUUGAUCCGCGUGACAGAGCCAGGGGUGCCACCGGAGACCACCAAUCUUCGCGCGAUCGUGCAUCAUCACGUGACUACACAGACAACGAUAGACGGUCUACCAGCUCACAGGGUAGGGGCAGCAGAGACGGGCCUUUGAGUAGAGACAGAGAGUCGCACCAGGGCAGAGAUGGACCGCAAGGGAGACCCAGUAGUGGGUGGGGUAGUGGCGAUGACUACAGGCGAGGUUCAUCAUCGACUAACCAGCAACCACCGCUGCAACUAUCCCAGCAGCAACAACAACCACAGGGCCCGAUGCUCACGACGGCCCAGAGAACCGCCCAGAGAGAGUUACAGGCGCAGCAGGAGACCAUCAUAACCACUAUAGAAGAACUUAAACGAUCGGGCAGACUCACUCGAGAGACCCAUGUCAUACUGUAUGAGAAACUGGCUGAGUUAUACAAGUUGCAGAUGCAACAAAAUAGACACUACGGUAUCGCAGGCGGUGAUCUGCGGCCGCCCACGUCACUGCUGCCUCCUGCCUCACCCAAUCUGCACCAACCCCAGCACUUGGCCGGGCCUCCACGCGACCCACGUGAUCCGAGGCAGAGGUAUCCAUCCCCCAGUCCCAAUCUUCCCCCAGGACAAGCCGGGCCCAAUUCAUUACCACCAGGACAGGGCGGUCUAAAUAUCCCACCACAAGUGCAGGGUAACCGACCACAGCACGCGAUCCCUAUGAACAUUGACCCUCGCGCACUCCCUCCCCGGGGCGGACCUGGGCCCCGUCCCAGGCCUCCAGGCGGAUUGCCGGGCGGUCCCAACUUUAACGGAGCUGCACCAAUGAAUAGACAGUUAUCUGGCAAUCCCAACGUGUACCAGAACCCUCCCCCAUCACAGCCACAGCAGCCACGGAUACAGGCGCCACAACAACUGCAGCAACACGCACCACGUGGAGGGCCGCCCAUGCUUGCGACUACGGCACAACCCCCGCACAGACAGUUCUCGUCAAAUGGACCACACUACAAUGGGGUCGGCAAUGUCCCGGGCCUGACUGUACCACAACCGGUAGUGCAAAUGCUUCAGCAGCAGAAUAUGAGCGAAAAUGCGAAUGCGAAUGCAGGCUCGAGUACGAAUGCAAGUGCUGAAAGUGGCAGCGCCAACCCUGCGAGUGCCUUGUUCAGCAAGUUGUUGGAGUUCGGAAUGAUCCAAUCUCCCCAAGUCCGCAGCCCGGUGUCGAAAAGUCCGGUUUUGACCAGCAGUACAGUAGCUCCAUCGGGCCCUCCCCCACAAGGAGGGCGAGUAUCAACCAGUGCGCCACUGCCGACGAUCGAGUUCAAUACUAAGAGUCUCAAUGAACGACACCAGGCGAUCAUCUCGUCGCUGUACGAGACACUUCCCUUACAGUGCGCCCAGUGUGGUCUCCGGUUCAAACCAGAUCACAACGCCGAGAUGGGCUUGCAUUUAGACUGGCAUUUCCGCAUGAAUAAACGCGAGAAAGAACAGAAUAAGAAGCCUACAGCUAGACGCUGGUACCCCGCGGAGAAGGAUUGGAUGGAGUACGAAGAAGUCGGCGAUGGCGAUGAGGAACCAGCCACGUUCUUUGACCAGAGUAUAGAAGAAGAGAAAGAGGAAGUUGUGGUCGAAGUCUCCAUUCGUGCCGGGCCAAACGACACGGCAAAGGAAUCCGUAUGUAACAUAUGUGGGGGAAGUUUUGAGAAGUUCUGGAACGAUGACGACGAUUCGUGGCACUACCGCGGUGCGAUAAGAGAGGACGACGCGACGUAUCACAAGAGCUGUUACUCUGAGCGCGGAGAGUCUACGGCGGUAAUAUCUGCUCCUGCGUCGCCGCGGCGGCUUUCGGUGUACAAGACCGAGGAAUUAAGGGAUGCGGAAAGUAAUAAACGUAGUCGCGAGGACGACGAAAAUAGUGGUGGUGGUGACGACAAACGCGUGAAAGCUGAAGCCCAAUAACAAACCCCCAACAUAUUCAUGAUAUGUGACGAAAUAAAUCCGGAUCAGCACUGUGUGCUGGGAAUUCUGAUAUGAUGCAGUUAAUUGCUACACGUCCGUAUCUCCUUAAACAUUGUUGGUGUGUAUUGUGAAACCUUAGUGUCACGUUUGCGGAACUUCGACCCGCUCAAUAUCAUACAUAUGCAUUAGACCGUUUGAUUCUCGGCUGUAUAGGGUUAAGGCCGAGCACUAAGCUUGGUAGCCGACGCCAGCGAAUAUGUACCCUGAUUACUUGCAAUAAAAAUAAACUUGAUGGAAC
Sphaeroforma arctica JP610 is the source of this 3041-nucleotide messenger RNA. RefSeq lists its product as hypothetical. The coding region runs from base 194 to 2743 and encodes 849 amino acids. Gene Ontology annotation, biological process: termination of RNA polymerase II transcription. The record is from RefSeq and is a predicted model, not a curated record. The transcript has 11 exons. Gene Ontology annotation, cellular component: mRNA cleavage factor complex; cytoplasm. Lineage: Eukaryota; Ichthyosporea; Ichthyophonida. Gene Ontology annotation, molecular function: mRNA binding; RNA polymerase II complex binding.